UGCCCUUGUGUAUCAAACUGUUCGCGUCAUAAUUACAUACAUUACAUAUAAAUAUUUGUGUGUAUGUGAGUCAUUUUUCGGCUUGACUGAUUGAAAGGAGGAGAAAAUUAGUUUUUUUACUGAAUAAUAAUUCUAAUACCACCAGCAGAAUGUCUGCCGUAAUAGUGGUCAUUGUUCUCGUAGUUAUAUUUGUUGCCGUCGGGGUUGGCGUAAUUUGUACAUGGUCAUGGUGGAAACGGUGGCUGAAUCGUUGUUUGUCAAAUGGCGAUUCACCUCCAGAUGCGAGAUGGGAACCAGGUCCACCAACUUUUGAACAAUUGGACCCUACGGCUCUGGACAGGUCACAAAGAAAUCGAGACGGGUCAGUGAUCAUCGACCCCUUGCCCAAUUUGAGAGAUUUGAAUAUUGAUCCACGAGAAAGUUUUGAACUGAGGCGAACUAAAUUUCCCCAAGGAAUCAUUCCAAUUGGUGGAGAAUCUAGUGUCCAUGCUCAUGAUUGGUUUCAUCCUCCGUACGAAAGCUUUCCAAAGGAAAACUUGGAAUAUAUCAAAGUCAUUGGUAAAGGUUGGUUUGGUAAAGUUAUUGAGACUGACGCAAAAAAUAUUUCCCCAAUGACAAAAUCAAAGAAAGUCAUUGUGAAGCAAUUACGAGACGAUGCGAAUGACCAUGAGCAGAUGCGAUUCCUCAAUCAAUGUCGUGCUUACAGGGAUUCCAACCACGGAAAUGUUUUAAAGCUAUUAGGUUUCUCAGUUGAUAACCUGCCAUAUCUUGCAAUUUUUGAAUAUUGGCCCUUAGGAGAUCUCAAGUCAUAUUUAAGUGCAAAGAGGAAAUGCAACGAAGCAGAAUCAAUGAUUCAACAUGGAGUUAUUGGAAGGAUGGCAAUAGAUAUUGCAAAGGCAAUGGAAUACCUUUUUGCUCUUCAUUUUGUUCAUGAAGACUUAUCAGCUCGGAAUUGCAUGGUGGGAAAUGUGGCAGGGAGAAUAAUCUUGGGUGACAAUUAUGGCCUAGCCCCCAGCGCAUUCCCCAGGGAUUACUAUAAAAUUUCGAACAUGGCAAUUCCCAUUCGAUGGGCUGCCCCUGAAGCAUUCGAAUUCAAAGAGGGAACAUGUACCCCACUGCAGAUAACACAAGCAGCAAAUAUCUGGUCAUACGCUGUUGUGCUGUUUGAGUUGUACAGCUUUUCGAAGAUGCCAUAUUUGGAGAUGAGUGACGAGGAGGUGAUUCGAGGGGUUCUGGUCAACAAAUCCUACCUGAUGGAGCCUCCAAAUUUCCCCUUCGUAAAUGACUCCACGAAGGAUCGUUUGUACAAACUCAUGCUCUCCUGUUGGAACAGAAUCCCCGAAAAUCGGCCCACAAUCCACCAAGUUCUUGAAAUCAUGUCCACACCCUAGAAUCUAGUUGAACAUAUCUAAUCACUAUCUAUAUAUAUCUAAUCUUUGACUUGAGUACAAUGCAAUAAUAAUUAUUUAAAACCAUUGA
Molecule: messenger RNA, 1479 nt
Organism: Folsomia candida
Lineage: Eukaryota; Metazoa; Arthropoda; Collembola; Entomobryomorpha; Isotomidae
Product: muscle, skeletal receptor tyrosine protein kinase
Exons: 9
Coding region: 150-1391 (413 amino acids)
Biological process (GO): protein phosphorylation
Molecular function (GO): ATP binding; protein kinase activity
Source: RefSeq, a predicted model, not a curated record